UUCUUAGUCAAUGAUUCAUGAGAGACAUUCCAUACUGCCACGAAUUAAAUUGUUUCUGUAGCAACUAUUCAUUAUGAAGAACACUAGUUACCUUGAAAGCAAUGUACAACAAGAUUUCCAAUCUUAAAAACCCAGCUGAGCUUCCAAUAUCUUUGGAAAACAAACUGCGACGGUUGACAAUGGAAAAAAAGGCAAAGAUUGGUCUUAUGUUUGGCAUUUUAGCAUGCACUUUGUUUUAUGUUGCUUAUUCCCUACAUACCCGCGGAGUAAAGCUUGUUGUAGUUGAUAGUCCUUCUUCAAACAAUUUUGAACGCUCUUGUCCUUUAACGAAGCCUGUGAAAACAGAGACUGGUGCGCUUUCAUAUCGCAUAGGCAUUGUUACAGACAUGGAUGAGAAUUCAAAGCAUCCUACCAAAUCAUUCACUUGGAUAAGUUAUUUUAAACGUGGAAAUUUAAUAUUAAGUAAAAUGGCUGGAAAGGAUGGUAGAAAAGUUAGUAUUAAGUGGAAUGAUGAAAACAUAUUGAAAUCAUCGCUUGCUCAAGGUGGUCGAGGAAUGGAGCUAUCAGAACUUAUAUGUUUUGAUGGGAAAAUUUUGUCUAAUGAUGACAGAACAGGAGUGGUUUAUCAGAUAAUUGAUCAGCAUGUUACACCUUGGGCUAUUAUGGCUGAUGGUGAUGGUAGAGAGGUGAAAGGUUUUAAAGGUGAAUGGGCAACUGUCAAAGAUGGUCAGUUGUAUGUAGGAGGACUUGGCAAAGAAUGGACCACAUCCAUGGGAAAGCUUUUAAACUUCAAUCCUCAAUAUGUUAAGAUCAUCAGCUCUAGCGGGUCCGUGAUGCAUGUUAAUUGGGUGGAAAAUUAUAGAAAAUUAUUGAAAGCUGCGGGAAUUGAACCUCCUGGUUAUCUUAUACACGAAUCUGCUGCAUGGAGCAAGGUGAAUAAGAAAUGGUACUUUUUACCUCGCAGAGCAAGCAAAGAACGAUAUGAUGACAAAGACGAAAGGAAAGGUACCAAUAUGUUAUUAUCAUGUAAAGAGGACUUCAGUGAAUGUACAAGGACAUUUAUUGGACCUUUAAAUGUUACCCAUGGUUUUUCAUCAUUUAAGUUCAUUCCUGGUACGAAUGAGCAAUAUGUUGUAGCAUUGAAGACACAAGAGGUUGAAGGGAGAAUUGCAUCAUUUAUAAUGGCAUUUGAUUUAAAUGGUAAAAUUUUGAUGGCCGAGCAAAAAAUUCCCGGUAACUACAAGUUUGAAGGAAUUGAAUUUUUAUGAUGACAUUGAACAGGAUAGCUCAGAAUCAUUUCCACAUGUGGAAUGUAGUAAAACUUUGCUAUCAAAUGGCGUAUUUUUUUAUUUUUUUCUCAAACAGUAUAAACACAUUAAUGUUUAUAUACAUGAAAUAAAUUUGCACAUUGUUCUUGAAUAUUGCA
This is a messenger RNA of Xenia sp. Carnegie-2017, 1426 nucleotides long. Its product is annotated as soluble calcium-activated nucleotidase 1-like. Lineage: Eukaryota; Metazoa; Cnidaria; Anthozoa; Malacalcyonacea; Xeniidae. Gene Ontology annotation, biological process: proteoglycan biosynthetic process. The record is from RefSeq and is a predicted model, not a curated record. Gene Ontology annotation, molecular function: UDP phosphatase activity; calcium ion binding; GDP phosphatase activity.